Molecule: messenger RNA, 2092 nt
Organism: Oryza sativa Japonica Group (Japanese rice)
Lineage: Eukaryota; Viridiplantae; Streptophyta; Magnoliopsida; Poales; Poaceae
Biological process (GO): lipid metabolic process
Source: RefSeq, a predicted model, not a curated record
CAUUUUUAGGCGCCACCAUCUCCGACGUGCUUAACGGCCAAUGGGUGCCAACGGGGUGGCAUCGGCGGCGGCGGCGGCCACGGCGGUGCUAGUGUACGUCGCGCUCUCCUCCUCCGGCGGCGGCGGGGAGGCGGCGAGGCUGCGGAGGCCGGAGGAGGAAGAUGAAGAGGAAUCCAAGAAGCGGUGGCCGGAGAGGGCGCCGGCGAGCUGGAGGGAGGCGGCGGCGGUGGCGGCGAGGACGGUGGGGUUCACGUACCGGGAGACGCUGGGGAGGUGGCCGCUCGGGGACAUCGCGUUCGGGAUCAGGCACUACAUGCGAAUCCAGGGCAAUCUGCAGCACGAGUACACUGGUCGCAGUUGUGUGCCCCUAGAAGGCCCUGUAACAAGGCAGGAGCUGAUUGCAAUUCUUAGAUAUCUGAGACUCUGCAUGUUUUUCGCGAAGAAGCCAUACGAAGUGUUCCUGGAAUUUGGUGGAUAUGGCCAGAGUGAUAUCCUCAUAAGGAAAUCAAAGGCAAGGGUUAUGAAGCCCUCAUUCACAAUUGUCCGCGAUAAAAGUACUAAAUCCUUCAUCCUUUUCAUUCGGGGCGCUACAAGUGUUAAGGAUCGCCUGACGGCAGCGACUGCUGCAGAGGUUCCAUUUCAUCAUGUGGUGUUAAAAGAAGGCCGUGUUUCUAAUGUAGUUGUUGGCCAUGUACAUUGCGGAAUGGUUGCAGCAGCUAGGUGGAUUGCAGAUCAGGCCAUUCCCUGUCUCAGCAGAGCAGUUGAGCAAUUUCCAGACUACAGAAUUAAGAUCAUUGGGCAUUCAAUGGGUGCCGGUAUUGCAGCAAUCUUAACAUAUAUGCUACGUGAGAACAAGAAAUUGUCAUCAUCCUCAUGUAUUGCCUUUGGACCAGCUGCUUGCAUGACCUGGGAUUUGGCUGAGUCAGGCAAAGAGUUUGUGACCACUGUUGUCAACAGAAAUGACCUGGUUCCAUCAUUUGGUAAAGUGUCAGCUGCCAACCUUCACACCGAGGUAAUAGGGUCAUCUUGGGCACAUGAUCUCCUGGAGCAAAUUCAACAGACAAGGAUCUUGGGUUUUGUUAACCGUUCUGUGACCUUCAUGCAAUCCCAGUUCCCUUUCAUAUCCAAUCCAAGGUCUAAAGUUGCAGAUGUUGAUCUGAUGCUAUCUGGCACAUCCGAGGCUGAGACGAUACUUUCAGUAGAUGCGCGCGCCGCAAUCAAGAAACAUUCUACAUUAUCCUUCUGGCCAAGUGCUCCUUCAAACAGGAAAACUCUCGAGUCAUCUUUGAUGAACCCAACACAGAGCAUUGCAGCACUGAUGUCCACCUAUGUUGGAACUGACAAAGACACUGAAGAACACAAGAAUCAGAAUUCAGACACCAAAGAACUCUACAGGCAAGACAAAGAAGCAGAUGCAGAGAAGAAUUUGGAGCGGUUUUUAGAAGCGUUGCGAUCAUCGCCAAGCGCCUCGCAGGAGCCUCUCCAGUUCUACCCUCCUGGAAGAAUCAUGCACAUGGUUGUGCUGCCAUCUCCAAAAGAGCCUAGCAGCAUUGAUCAAUGCAGUCAGGAUGAGUGUGUUGCCCUCUAUGAGACUCCUCGCAGCAUGUAUAGUAAGAUUCGGCUUGCGAGAUCUAUGAUAAGAGAUCAUUACAUGCCUAGGUACAUUGAGACAAUGGAGAUGCUGAUCGAUAAGUUUGAAGAAGAAGACAGUCAUACAUGACUAAUUUCGCAUUUGCACUUCACUGAAAAGAAUGAUUAUAGGAUAAAACUGUAAUUCUACAGGACACAACACCGUAUACAGAAUAAGAGAAGCAUAAUUUAGAUAUUUGGAACCCCAUGCUUGGUGGGUUCAUGAACUUAGAGACUUGAGUUGGCGGCGCGGCAGCCAACAUCAUAGGAAUUCAGGAAGAGGUGAAACUCUGCAUCAAUUGUCGCUUAGAAUUUUGGGCAAUGGUUGAUAUUGUUUUUGUCUGUAACUAGGUCUAAGCCUAUGGUAAUCUUGUACAAUAACUAGGUAUAUAAAGGAUGUAUUAACUCUUGUAACAAAAAGGUUCUUCAGGGAACAUAAUAUGAGGGGAAGCCAUAACAAGGA